AGUGCCCCUUGAAGUGUGUGUGAUGGUUUUGUGUAUUUUAGAACGGGAUUCUUUAUUAUUCAGUGGUUAGAUUGUAUAUUAAGUUAUGCAUGGAUUGAACUUGACAUUUCGAUAAUAAAGCUGAUAUCGUUGUUAUCUAUUAAUUACUUAAUAAGUGCGUAGUUUUCUGACAAAUUAAAUUUGUCAAAGUGAUCUCUUAUUCCAAGAACCUUGACAGUGAUAAUAGACCCUGUUGAACAUAAUUAUAAAUAUAUCUAUUUUAACCUUUAAACUAGUAAGUUGUUGGAUUUAGUUGUCAAUCUUUGUGAAAUUUAUUGGUGAAGUUGUUUGUAUACUGCUGGUUUGACAUUGGAAUGUGAACCCCAGUGAACAAAACUGCCAUGUCGGCCCACAACAACUUGGACCCUCCACCGUCAGAAGAGGUGGGCCCUUAUCGCGCUGUGGAAAUCAGCCCCCCAUUCGCCCACCUGCCUCAGAAAGAGAUGACGAGGGAGUCCCCGGCGAGCAGUCCAGCGCUCAGUCGCCGUAACGAACUCAACAACCUCACCAACGGCCACGAGUUCCAACACCAGAUACUGCAGCUGAAGAAACAGCAGCAGCUGCAGCAACAGAUCUUGCUUCAGCACUUCCAAGCUCAGCAACAGCAGUUAGCGGAACAGCAUGAGCAGCAGCUGAGGCAACAUCUCAAGUCUACAAACCUUUUACAACAAAUACAUCGCGCACGUUAUGAGGAGUUGUGGGAGCAACAGAAGGCGCUGGAGGAACAGCAAAGAGAGCAGAGAGAGAAGGAGCGUCUAGAAUCACUCAAGAAGAAGGAGAAACAUGAACAGAGUGCUGUCGCCAGCUCGGAGGUUAAGCAGAGGCUGCAGGGGUUCUUAUUGAACAAAAAACACAGAGAGGCUGCAGCUGCUGCUAAUGGAGCCAUUCCAACAGCCGGACAGGCAUUCCGCAACUGGUCAGUGCUUCAGGGGACGCCAGGAGACAGCAAUGCUCCCAGCAACCCCACAUCCUCCCCCUACCGCCUUAACCCCUUGCUGGCCAAGUAUGACGAGGACUUCCCUCUACGCAAGACCGCGUCCGAGCCCAACUUGCUCAAGGUGCGGCUGAAGCAGAGAGUGAUCGAGCGACGGGCGAGUCCUAUCGCGCGGCGCAAGGACCGUCACAUCAAGCGCAAAUCUCAACUCGCAAUAGAGUCGUCUGGUAGCAACACGGACUCUGGCCCGAACUCUCCUCCAGUCUCUCAACUCUCACCUCCUGGUGGUCACAACACCCCCAUUCAAGAGGAAGGAGAGCCCCAGUACGCCCAGCUGUCAACUAGUCCUGGCAGUAUGAAUGAUCUGUCUGGUCUCUACACUUCCCCCUCCAUGCCAAACAUCUCCCUGGGUCGUCCCCCCACCUCCACUGCCAGUGAGAGCAAGCUGGCCCCGGUGUCUGAAGCGGAAGUGAGAGCAGCAUUCGCCGCCAGACUGGGCAUGCCCUUGACAGGCCAGAUGUUAUCUGGAACCUUGCCCUACUACCCAACCUUACCAGUGAUAGAAGCAGCGGAGUAUGGCAGUGCUGCAUACACACACAAGCAGAUGGCGUCGCUGGAGCAGCGCGGCGCUUGUCUGCCCAGCAUGUACCCUCAUGUGGCCAUCACGGACACACAGGUGGCCCAUGCAAGACUCAACAAGCAGGGUCAUCGUCCUCUGGGUCGCACGCAGAGUGCUCCCCUCCCCCUCGGCCACCCAAUGCUUGCGGCCGGCAUCGUCUUGGACCCUCCUCCUCCCCCGACACAUCAUCCUGCACACCUCUCCACUCACAACCUCCUGAGACAGCAAAUCCGCCAGACAGUGUUGACACGAGCGGGCAGCCGGGCACAGUCACUCAGUGGCAGCCAACUGGACGAGGCCCCAGAGGCUGAGGAUCUCACAGAGGUGAUAGACUUGACAGAGAAGGACAAGAAGAGUGAGGUAGAGGGAGAGAGUGAGAUAUGUCGUCAGCAGAGGGAACGGGAGAGCUUCUUGCAGCAGCAGCGUGACUUGAUGAUGAGACACACGCUGCAAGUUAGUGAAGGCUCGGCAUUCAGUCCCCGGUUGUCACACGUGGUCAGACCACUGAGUCGAGCUCUCUCCAGCCCCUUGGUGGCCCUCAGCCCUGAGUCUGGUCCUGUUACCAACCCCCCUCAGAGCAGUCCUGGUCAUGCUGUGACAACUGGCUUAGCGUACGACGGGCUGAUGCUAAAACACGCUUGUGUCUGUGGUGACAACUCACUUCACCUGGAGCACGGUGGCCGGCUGCAAAGUGUGUGGGCACGUCUGGGCGAGACCGGACUGGUCCAACGGUGUGACAGGGUGCGAAGUCGCAAGGCCACCCUAGAGGAGCUCCAGGUCUGCCACAGUGAGGCACACACGCUGCUCUUUGGCACCAAUCCACUGAAUCGCCAGAAACUGGACAUGAGCAAGUUGUCACAGUUGCCCAUCAAGAGCUUUGUGCGGCUGCCGUGUGGAGGUGUGGGCGUGGACUCGGACACUACCUGGAAUGAGCUACACACAGGGCCUGCAGCACGCAUGGCUGUGGGCUGUGUCGUUGAUCUAGCCUUCAAAACGGCGACAGGUGAUGUCAAGAACGGUAUGGCAGUGGUGCGGCCUCCAGGUCACCAUGCGGAAGCGUCACAGGCCAUGGGGUUCUGUUUCUUCAACUCAGUCGCCAUAGCAACACGCUUGCUACAGCAGAGGCUGGACCUCCGCAGGAUACUGAUUGUUGACUGGGAUGUUCACCAUGGCAACGGAACCCAGCAGGUGUUCUACGAUGACCACAGAGUCCUCUACCUCUCCAUCCACAGGCACGACGAUGGUAACUUCUUCCCUGGCACUGGCGGCCCUACGGAGUGUGGUACUGGGGCAGGACUGGGCUUCAAUGUGAACGUAGCCUGGUCUGGUGGUCUCAACCCUGCCAUGGGCGAUGCCGAGUACCUGGCAGCAUUCCGCACCAUCGUCAUGCCCAUUGCCAAGGAGUUCGAACCGGAGGUGGUGAUGGUCUCCGCAGGGUUCGACGCGGCUACAGGACACCCCCCACCGCUGGGAGGGUACAAACUCUCACCAGCCUGUUUCGGCUACAUGACGCAACAACUGAUGCAGCUCGCCCACGGGAAGGUGGUGUUGUCGCUGGAAGGGGGCUACGAUCUUCCGGCCAUCUGUGACUCUGCUGAGGAGUGUGUGAGGGCAUUGCUGGGCGAUGAUCCUCGUCCAGUCUCACAAGAGGAGUUGCACCGUUUGCCAAACCAGAAUGCCAUCGACACGCUGCAGAAAACCAUCGCAGUGCAGUUGAGUCACUGGCCGGUACUGAAGCAGACUGCACACUUGGUGUCAUGUUCAGCUAUGGAGGCUACCCUCGGUGAGCGAGACGAGAGCGACACAGUGUCCGCAAUGGCAUCUCUAUCGAUGAAGCAGCAGGUCUCGUCACAGCUACAGAGCCCAGAGAGGUCGAGAGAGGUCUCUGUUGAACCAAUGGAAGAAGACGAGGUCAAGUGAAGAGGCUGUCACUGUCCGCUUUUUGUCUUAACCAAAUCACUGGGGUGAUUCUUGGCGGAACGAUCCCACCGUUCCUUAGCUGGCGUCUCGUGUCAGUGUUUGUCGUCGUGGCGCAGGUUGUGAACCGCGCGCUCCUGCGGAGAGUCAUUCCUCGUAACAUUUUCUUUGUUUGUUGUCACUGUAGCAUGUUCUGUCCGUUACCACCCACACCGGUGACUUAGUUGUGUACCUUAUUGUGCUGUCGUUAUCGUAGCCUUGAGUUGGUCUACCUCAGUUUCUCGCUCUAAGGCCAUUUUACUUUUUGUCUUCCAUUAUUUAGUCUCGGUUUUCGUUGUUUUAUGUCAGCAUUCUGCUGAGCAUUGUGUUUAGAAUGUUAAUUUCUAUCUGAUUGUUCUCGUUCAAUUCAAAAUGUGUCUGUUACGCGGAGUAGUAUAAUUGAUUUUAUGAAAUGCUGGUUGGGUCUUCGGAACAUGUUUUGAGAAUAUGGCAAGAAGGCCGUAAGGUUCUGAGAAGAGUUCAUUUAGAAGCCGAUAAUUAAAAAGGCUCUAAUAAUAAGAAUAAUUUUAUAAGCUUUAAAAGCUUUGCUUAGGAAUGCAAACACGUAUUGGAUACCUUGCAUUUAAAAAAUACAUUAUGAAAUACUUUAUAUUUAGUAAGCAAACUUUAUUGUGACUUUGUCUAUUUCCAAUUAAAACAUUUCCAAGUUUUUAAGAUCCGCUUCGUAGUCAUAAGAUUAGAACAGAGCUACAUAUGGCAAGGUCAUUGGAAAACGGAAAAGACAUAGGUUAAGUUUGGUUGCGAGCUAGAAUUUAAGUUUCUCCAUGACAUUGUUGUAUGCUUAUGGAUUGAGCAUAGUCAAUUUUGAACUUUCUAAAGUUGAAGCUAUCGUCACUUGCAUUAAUCAGCACAUAAUCUUUCUCCUUGAGAGGAGUUAAUGUUUUUUCAGCAUUCUAAUGCCUUAUUUCUUCGGACUCAAUUUCAACACUGUGUAUACAAAUUGGAGCUUUAACGUUAACAAUUAAUAUAGAUGUUUAAUAACUGGUUAUAUUGUUGGAUUUUGAAUGUUAAUUAAAAUUAACAUUGUAAUUUGUUUUAUUAUAAAACAUUGUGAUCAUUUAUUUAUUUGUAUUUUGAGUUAGUUCGAUGCGUGUGACAAUAAUUUUGUGCGUACUUCAUUUUAUAACCGUGCUGAUUUAUGAACACUAGUACAGUUUUUUAAUGUCUAUAUGGUUAGUUAAUUGUUAUAUGUGAUGUACCCUUUUGUGUAUAGAAUUUUUAAACAUUCCAAAUAACCUUUUUUAUUUAAAAUUAUUUUUCCAGAUUAAGUUUAUAGUUAUAUUAUAAUUAUACUAUGUUUUGUAUAUAAUAGAAUGCGUUGUUAGAUGAUUUAUUUUUUGUAAAUGUUAGGCUUCAGCUUUUGAGAGAAAUCAUGUGAUAUAUAUUUAUUGUUGUGCUAAUGAUAUGAGAGUCUAUAAAUGUGGACAUUAUACCUUGCUAGAAGUUUAUCAAUUGUUAUUCGUUGUAUUGAUGUAUAUAUUUGUGAAUAUAAAUAUCGUAUAUUUUCGGAGUAGAUAACUGAUUGUCUAGCUGCUCACAAUUAAACAUUUAAGGCAGAAGUAUUUAUUAAUGUGUUAGCUGCCAGCCCAUGUACAUAUUUUUAUUACUUUUUUUGCGUAAAACCUGAAUUAAAUUGACCAAAUUUAUUUGUUGAAAAAUGUCGCUUGGCUAUUACAGCCAAAUAGAUUGUCUUGAAAUUCUUAAAGAAUUUUCAGAAAUAAUUCCCUUUAGUUAUAAUUUUUUUUGCUGUGAAAAGUGAAAUGUCAGGUAAGUUGGUAGCCGUGUUAGUGAACACCAUGGGUUGGCAGCCCUGGUGGGCUCAACGUCUGUACGUAUGUGUGUAUGUCGGCAGGUCCGAUAUGUGUCAGUGCAAUAGUUUAGUAGUUUAGCCUUUGUUUCCCAUUCACUCAUCCAUUUUGUACUUUUUUAUACAGAUUUUAAAAUAAAUAAGAUGCUUAGUAAAAUUCUAAAUUGUAUAUUUUAAGAAUAAUUUUAGUAAGAACAACAAUAAACAUGUGUAAUACUAAUAAUGUGAAAGAUUUUUUCUCUUGUAAAUUUCUACCAAAACUGUUAAGUUUAUUUAUUUUAUAUUUACAAGGUUAGAAAAAAAGUUUAGUGAGACUUAAGUAUUUAACACUAUUGAAACAGUCAAAUUUUAAAAUGCUAAAUAAAUAGAAAAUUUUAAGUAAAGUUACUACCAACUUUUUCUAUUCCAUAAUUCAAGUGAUGAACUUAGUUGAGAAUAUAGAAAUAGGACAGGUUAUUAGGUUUUAUUAUCAAGGAAACAAUGUUCAUUGUUUUAAUCAGAUUUGUUAUUUAAAACUACCAAACUCUCUUAACGACUGGAAAUUUAUUAAAAUCACCAUUCAUUUUCAUGGAUUUUGAAGUGUUUAUGUUUUAAAUCACUAAAAUAAUGACAAUUUAUUGAUUUUACAUCAUACAGUAGUAACUGAAAAAAAACAAAACCCUAAUAAAUUAACAUGUUUAACAUAUAAAACAGUAUUAAUGCUCUGAAAAUAUUGAACAUGAAUGUUUCUAGAAAUGCAGCCUGUCUUUAGACACGCAAACGUGUAGAGAUCAGAAGACAGUUGUAUAAAAUGUCUUGUUUUAUCAUUCACUAAAUAGUUAUAGUACAGUAAAACUAGUCAUCACAUUGAAUAGAUUUAACUUGUUGCGGACCUGUUUAAAUAUUCAAUCUCACUAAACUUUAGACAUACAAAGCACACUUCACUACUACUGCAUCUUAUACAAAAUCUAGUCAUGACCAAGCAAGAAACUUCACGUCGAGGUCAGACUCGCAGCACGCUUCUCAAGCCAAUGAUUCGCGUUCGGUUAAUUAUGUCUGUUGAUUUUUUUAUGUAAUUUUAGAGUACUAUAUUUAAGUAUGUUAUGUUUUUUUUUUUUUUACUUUUUAUUCGAGGGUAUGAAUCUUUGAGGUUUAUAUAAUGGAUCUUACAUAAACUGUACAUAUACGUUGGAGACAUUUGAUUUGUUUUGCUUUGAAAUGUUUGUGUCUUUCUUAGUCUUUGUUAAGUAUUCUAUUUCUACAAAUAUUGUGUCAGUUAAGUGUAAGAAUGUAUCUGCUAUAUGCAUAGAAUAAAUUUCCGUCAAGGAACUCAAGUAGA
Messenger RNA from Homalodisca vitripennis (glassy-winged sharpshooter), 6694 nucleotides. It is a transcript of the gene HDAC4, whose product is annotated as histone deacetylase 4. Gene Ontology annotation, cellular component: histone deacetylase complex. Gene Ontology annotation, molecular function: histone deacetylase activity. Lineage: Eukaryota; Metazoa; Arthropoda; Insecta; Hemiptera; Cicadellidae. The transcript has 26 exons. Gene Ontology annotation, biological process: negative regulation of transcription by RNA polymerase II; chromatin organization. The coding region runs from base 381 to 3512 and encodes 1043 amino acids. The record is from RefSeq and is a predicted model, not a curated record.